This is a messenger RNA of Fopius arisanus, 4300 nucleotides long. Its product is annotated as copper homeostasis protein cutC homolog. Bases 811 to 1533 code for a protein of 240 amino acids. The transcript is spliced from 2 exons. The record is from RefSeq and is a predicted model, not a curated record. Gene Ontology annotation, molecular function: copper ion binding. Lineage: Eukaryota; Metazoa; Arthropoda; Insecta; Hymenoptera; Braconidae.
CGACGUAGGCUAAUAGGCUUUACUUUUGGAUUUAUUACAUUCAAGUCACCUCAUGUACCAGACUUCCUCCCUUCCUCCCUUCCUCCCUUCUACAGGUAGGAAUUUAGAAAUUUAUAAUGAGAUCAAUUUCUUUAGAUUCUACACACUGGAAAUGAUUGAAUCGAAAUCAUACCAGCGCUCGGCGUUACCCAGAGCUUCCGGGGGGACGGGGAUGGUAGGUAUGAACCCCCCAAAGAUUAUGUAUGAUCUGGUCUCUACAUUCACUUCAUUGGGACCGAGUUUGUAUCCGACCAGAUCUUCCUUUGUUUCAAUGUUGGUUGGUAAGGUACCAGCCAAGGUAUCAAAUAAAUUUUAUCAAAGAUUCCUAUCGUUAACUUUAUCGCCAUACUAUUUACAGAAUACUUUAUUAAAAAUUUUUUUACUAAAAAUAUAUAUCAAUCAAGGAAGAAAAAAUUUCAAUUAUAGAUUUAUUGGACAUUAAAUUUAUGUAAAUAUUAUGGUCGUUUAUUUACAAUCAAGAUUUCCAGAAAUUAUACUUGAAGAAUCGAUUCUCGGGCAAGAAGAAUCGAUAGAUUUUCUCGAGACCUCAACAGUAACUGUCUCGUUUCGGGUUUCCAGUUGAUAAGUUGAUACUUGGAGCUUGCAGGUCUUGGAGCAACUAACUGGGCAUUAGACAUUCCUCCAAACCGUUGAAUCACACCAAUCAUUAUUAUCUCAAUUUACACAAGUAAGUUUCAUUUUCGAUAAAAAUACGAGUUGUCUAAAUCGUCUUGAUCUUUUCAGAGAAAACAGAGAAAAUCCUGAGAGGCGAUGGAAAUUUGCGUAGACUCAUUGCAAUCUGCUCAUAACGCCGUCAAAGGUGGCGCCACACGAUUGGAGGUCUGUUCAUCUCUUUCCGACGGCGGGCUGACUCCCACCUCAGGAUUGGUUCACACUAUUAAAUCGCAGUAUUCAAAAAUUUCCCUCUACUGCAUGAUUCGGAUAAAACCCGGUAACUUUGUCUAUACAAGAGAAGAAAUGGAUGCCAUGCUCUUUGACGUGAAAAUAUUGUCUCAGAAUGGUGCAGAUGGUUUUGUUUUUGGAGCUUUAACUGAAAACUAUGAAAUUCAUAACGAUUUUUGCAGAGAAAUUAUUUCAACAGCUGCACCAAAGAGAAUUACAUUCCACCGAGCCUUUGAUGAGGUUCUCUCGCCCUUCGUAGCGUUGGAAGAGCUCAUAACUCUAGGUUUCGAACGUAUUUUGACUUCGGGACAGAAAAAUACUGCGAUAGAUGGAUUGGACUUAAUUCAAAAGCUCGUACAAGUGGCGGGAAAUCGGAUUGUCGUGAUGCCGGGGAGUGGGAUCAACUCAACCAACAUACUUGAAAUUCAAAAAAUAUCAGGAGCUAAGGAGUUUCAUGCAUCCGCAAAAAUGAGAAUUACUGAAAAAUGCGCGGAAAAUAAAGUCAAAAUGUCGGAGAGAGAGAGUUUUCUCUUCGUGGCAUCUGAAGAUUUAGUUAAACAGCUGGUUGUGGCCAUCAGAACUGCACGAUAGGUUCCUCAUUUUAAUAACCCUGGAUGUUCAUCGUCUUGAAAAUUCAUGUUGCUUUUUAUUAUUGAUGGGCGAUAAUUUAUAACUGAUUCGUCCGAUUGCCGAAUUCCUCGCCCUCAUAAUAACUUGAGAGAAAAAAUUGUCAAGAAUCUUGUCGAAAACUCAAAAUAUCUCACAAAAUGCCAUUUCACGAAGAAAUAUGGAAGUAACAUGAACUGUUAAACUGACUUGGUGUUAUUUUUACUGUCAUUAAACGACAAUUACGUAAUAGAUCAGAAUAGAGGUUCAUUCCGUAAUGUUUAACGAAUCGACACUUCGCCUCAGGUCUGUGAAACUGUCACGCGAACUUUCGUUCAUUUUUUUCCUCCAUGAAUGAAUUACACUUUAGGGGUACCACAUUUUAGGGGUACACUCGAAAGCUUACUACUGACGAAGUCAAUAGAAAUACAUCAUUAAAACUUGAAAUAACUGACGUAAGUAAUAUGCAUUCUACCUGUCUUUCGAGUUAGAAUAUCAUUUGCGCGCUGUACACGAACGAAGAGCCAUCUCCGUUGAAGUAAUUAACUCCUCAGUACAUAUACUCGUUGACUAAAGUUCGGAAAAAAACCACCACUUGCAUUAUACGUAUUGUUUUUUAUAACUCUAGUCAACGAAUGUACCAUUGAACAAUUGAUGGCUGUGUGUUACGCAUCGGAGCUUGGCAGUUUACAGAGAGGAAAAUAUAAUAAUAGUAACAAUAGGAACUCUUGAUUAUACGAUCCAAUCGUCGCUAUUGCAGAUAAGAAAUUUCCGGGUAGUGAUUCCCACAGUUGAUUGAUUAUCGCUACAUCUGGAUCAAACUGAAGUGCAGAACACAAUGGAAAUAGCAAUUUAUUCGCUAAAAUCGGCACGCAAUGCAAUAAAUGGUGGGGCCACAAGGUUGGAAAUUUGUGCGUCUCCAUCCGAAGGCGGACUAACUCCUGCUCCAGGAUUGGUCCACAUAAUAAAAUCGCAAUAUUCAAAAAUUCCUUUGUACUGCAUGAUCCGUGCCAAACCUGGUAGCUUUGUCUAUACGAGAGAAGAAAUGGACGUGAUGAUUUAUGACCUCAAAAUUCUGAGUGAAAGUGGUGCCGACGGAUUCGUCUUCGGAGCGUUGACGGAAAAUUUCGAAAUACAGAAAGAAUUUUGUAGAGAAAUAGUUUCUGCAGCUGCACCCAGAGGUGUGACGUUUCAUAGAGCUUUUGAUCAAGUUGAUAAUCCACUUACGGCCCUAGAAGAUAUAAUAAAUUUAGGAUUUGAAAGACUUCUAACUUCAGCACAGAAGAACACUGCGAUAGAGGGUGUAAAGCUUCUCAAAACACUCGUGGAAAAAGCUGGAGAUCGGAUUAUUAUCAUGCCGGGGGGUGGUGUAACCCGAGAAAAUAUUUCUGAAAUUAUGGAAAUAUCCGGAGCACAUGAAUUCCAUUCAUCUGCAAAACAACGCAUAAAGGUGGAAGGAGUGUUGAACAAAAUAGAGCUCUCUGAGGACGAACAGUUUAUCACUGAAGUGAAUGAGGAUUUUGUUAAACAGAUGAUUGAGAUUAUGAAUUUUUUUUCGAAACCUCAGAAAUGAUUAUUUUUAUAGUUUAAUCAAUGGACGCCAAUUCCAGAGAUGAUAUCGUGUCUCUAAAAGCAAAAAAAGCCAUCUCUAGAGCGUCAUACAUUUUUAUUUCUUAGAGGGUAAAAAAGAAUUUCAUCUAUAACGCAAAGCAGUUACAUUCAUAAUUCCGUAUUCUUCGAUUAUCUUGAUGUAUCACUUUUUCUUUUAUACAAGUAUAUUUACGACUCUUUCCCAGAGUGAAUCUCUAAAAAAUGACGAACUGAGUGAUUGAAAGAGAAACAAUCCUUUGCCUUUUACAAUUAGAGUAAUUGGGCAAAUGUAUCACUUGAAACCGAAAGGUGAACAAGUUUCAGUCAAAAAAAAAUUGUCAAUAUGCCUACAACAAUAUUAUACUGAAUAUUUUCUCAAAUAAAUAGUGUGUAAACAUUUAAAGACUUUAGGAAUUUAGGCAUUGUAUAUAGAUAUACAGCAUAUUUGUUGUGCAUCCUUUGUUUAUCAAGUUGUAUAGAAACCCACGUGCGCAAUCCCAGCUGCCUGUUAUCAUUUCCGUAGCCCUGUAUUUAUAAGUAAUAUGAAUUAGAUUUUCAGUUAUCAGUAAAAUAUUCUACACCCGAUUCUCUAUCGGUCUUCAUUAUGGUAGGUCGUAUUUUGGGAUCUAAUAUGAAGAAAUCCAACCUUGAAAUUUUAAAAAUCACAGAAUUUCCGAUUUGUUUAAUGAUUGUUUGCCAUACCGAAAGGUUAACCAAAUAUUCUUAUGAGAUGUUAAUUAUUAUAAAUAUUGUAAUACUUGUCUUAUUUGUAAGUAUUUGUAGGUCUUUCUCAAAUCGGAAAAGUACACAAGUUGGAGAGGAAACUAAUUGGAUAUUCAGGGAGUUGUUCUCGAGCAACAAAUGACAAUUAUAUAAUUAUUGUUACAGGUAAUAUGAUUGUAACGCCUCAAUGUAACUAGUUCUUCAUUAAGAGAAAAAUCUUUUCUAUCCAAAAAUUUUUAUUAACCAAAUCAUCAGUUAAGGGACCAAAUAAAUGAUAAAAGUCACUCAAUUAUUUAGAUCGAAGGAGUAAUGAAAAUUUGUUGUGGGGAAAUUAAAAAAUGAAUUAAGCACCUAAUAGGUACUUAAGACUCAAAUAAAUGCCAACUCCAAUCUACAUUCAAGAAAAAUAAAAAUUAUUUUGAAGUGAAGUGGUUAAAAA